Messenger RNA from Argiope bruennichi, 2364 nucleotides. RefSeq lists its product as uncharacterized. Lineage: Eukaryota; Metazoa; Arthropoda; Arachnida; Araneae; Araneidae. Gene Ontology annotation, molecular function: zinc ion binding; nucleic acid binding. The record is from RefSeq and is a predicted model, not a curated record. Bases 1 to 2364 code for a protein of 787 amino acids. The transcript has 2 exons.
AUGGAAACUCUUGAUAAGUUAAAGGCGAAACGCAAGAUAAUUCGUACUGCUUGUACAAAAUUGAUUAACAAGGCUUAUUUGUUAUUAGAAAGUUGUGAUAUUGAAAGCGAAAGGGACCAAGAACAACUUUCGGAACAUUUAUCUAGUUUAGAAGCAAAACAAUUAGACCUCAAAAGCCUUAAUAGUGAAAUUGAGGAUUUAAUUUCUGAUAGUGCAUUGUUUGAUAUAGAAAUUCAAAGCUCUUUUGAAUAUGAAGAGCAAAUAAAUGAAGCUAAGUUCAAAAUCAAAAGUAAGAUCAAAAAGUUUAAAACUGAUCAACAACCUAUCCCACCACUUGCUGCUAAUGGUUCUAAUGUAAGAAUUAACUGUCCUGCAACAAGCAUUAAUUUGCCAAAACUAAGAAUUCCCACAUUUAGUGGAGAUGCUAGUACUUUUCUAGAAUUCAUCAAUAGCUUCAAUAAUGCGAUUGACUCUAAUGAUUCUUUAAGUAAUGUUGAUAAAUUCAUAUAUUUAAAGUCCUUUUUAUCCGGCGAAGCUUACAAAAUUGUUUCCGGUUUUUCUCUUACUGAAGAAAAUUACAAAUCGUGUUUAUCUCUGUUAAAGGACAGAUAUGGGAAGCAAGACCAUUUGAUUAGUCAUUUCAUGAAUCGCCUAUUAGAAACUGAACCCGUAAAAUCCUCUUUCAAUCUCAAGGGAUUACGAAAACUGCAUGACGAGAGUGAAAUAAGCAUAAGAAAUUUAAACUCAAUGGGAAUUGCAUCCGGAAAUUAUGGCCAUUUACCUAUACCUAUUUUAUUAAAGCAAUUACCCCAAGAUUUAGUCAUAGAGUUCCAUCGUAGAAGAGAUUCUUAUAAGAUUGGUGACGUCAAUGAAUUGAUAAAAUUUAUAAAAUUCGAAAUUGAAUCGCGUGAAUCUGCUAAUAUUGCAACAGGACAUUCUCAAAAAGUUCCCGAAAUUCCCCGAUAUCCUUCACGAAAUUCUGUUUAUCAUGGACAUACUAAAUUUAAAAAUAAAUUGCCUUCAUCUGCCGCGUUAAAUACUGUAGUUAAAAAUGUAUGUGCCUUUUGUAACUCCGACACGCACACUGCAUUAAAAUGCAAAAAUUUAUCGGAUGGGCAAAAACGUUACAAAUUAAAGAAAGAGGGUAGAUGCUAUCGGUGCAUGGCUCAUAGACAUAUAAUUUCACAAUGCAAGGCAAAAAUUCCACCCUGUGAGACAUGCCAGAGUUUUCAGCACAAUUCCUUGUUUUGCCCAAAAAAUAAAAUUGAAAGCAGCUCGUUUGAAACCGAAACCCACGGACAGGAAGUCGUAAUUUCUUCCGUUUUAAAGGCAGAAGAGAACCCUGGCAGUUACGCGACCUUACUUCAAACGGCUAACGUCCAGGCAGAAAAUGGUGCCAACAAGAUCAUGGCUAGACUUUUAUUUGACUCAGGAUCACAAAAGUCCUUCUUGCGCAGUGAUCUGGAACAAGCUUUAAAUUUAAAAUCAAUACGCCAAGAGAAGCUUUUAGUUUAUACUUUCUCGAACCGAGAACCAAUCGAGAAAAUAUUCGAUGUUGUACGAUUCAGAAUAAGGAGCAAAUUUCCCCCUUAUCAAUUCUUAAACAUUGAGGCUUUGGCUUCAGAAGAAAUAACUGGCUCGGACGUAUACUCGAACGUUGACCUCAAACAUGUAAACAAAGUCAUUCCAGCCACCUGCAACCUUUCUGACUCCCUCGAAAAUUCCACCCCUAUCCAGAUCCUGUUGGGGGCGGACUUCCUGUGUAAUGUUCUAAGGGGAGAAGCAAGAAAAAUAAAUAAAAACUUGUUCUUGCAGCCGACACUCUUUGGUGACACUUUAAUUGGACAAAUCCCAGACUUGCAGAAAAGAAAACAUUCCUCCGUAUUUACUGUAUCUUGUGCUGUAGUGGAAACUGAUCUGAAGCGCUUGUGGGAGUUAGAUUCUUUCUUGAUCGAUGGGACUUCGGAAAAUAAAUCCAGGGAUAAUUUAGGUGAUUUCGGAAAAGAGCUUAAAAUAAAAAACGGACGAUAUGAAGCACCGUUGCAAUGGAAAACAAACGAAAUUAAAGAAAAAUUAAGUAAUAAUUUUGACGUUGCGGAAAAGAGAUUCAUUGCUUUAGAGAAAAAAUUUAAUAAGGAUCAAGCGUUGUUUGAGAGGUAUAAUGCUGUUAUGCAAGAGCAAGUUAACGAAGGCAUAAUUCAGAUGUGUCAUGACGAAUGUUUUACUGGAUAUGUAAUGCCGCAUAGAGAGGUUUUCAGGGAAACUUCUUCCAGUACAAAAACUAGGAUACGCUUCCUCAAUGAAAGUGUAGACACUUCCAGUGUCUCAGGUGGACUAUUAAUUACAUCUCCAAUUAUAAAAUGA